This is a messenger RNA of Didymodactylos carnosus, 372 nucleotides long. Lineage: Eukaryota; Metazoa; Rotifera; Eurotatoria; Philodinida; Philodinidae. The record is from the annotation of a GenBank genome assembly.
AUGAAUAUUACAUUUUGCCGUCAUCGUCAGAAAGAAGCUUGUCGUCGUCAUUUCAAUGAGCACUGUGAAGCAAUUGUGCCAGACGUACAACCGUUAACGGAUUCGAUCGAUGAGUUAUACGAAAAAAUAAAAAAAGUUGAUAUUGAUCAAAUCGCACAUAGAUCGUUAGAUAAACUUCAAGAAUGGUUUUGGAAAAGUAUUCAAAUGGGGCGUGAACUGUUUAUAUUAAAAUAUGAUGAAAUUGUAACUCUUUGCCUGGAUAAUAAACAAUUUCUUGAACAAACACAGAAUGAUAAUCUUGAAUUCAUUAUGCGAUUGAAACAGGAAACAGAGACACUGUUAAAGAGGGGAGGCGAUUACACUACAUUCUAA